Molecule: messenger RNA, 1680 nt
Organism: Drosophila ficusphila
Lineage: Eukaryota; Metazoa; Arthropoda; Insecta; Diptera; Drosophilidae
Gene: und
Product: methionine aminopeptidase 2
Exons: 3
Coding region: 164-1510 (448 amino acids)
Biological process (GO): proteolysis
Molecular function (GO): metalloaminopeptidase activity
Source: RefSeq, a predicted model, not a curated record
AAAAUUGAAUGCCCGUCUGGUUUCGAUAGUCCUGCGGUCGCUGCUCAACACUGUUGGACACCUCGUGUUUUUGUUCUUUUCUCCGCAUCGCCAUCGCCAGGCCAGAGUGCGCGCUAGAUUUUCGUUUAUUUAAUCGUUAAACCAGCAACCAACACACUCCAAAAUGUCAGAAACCGAGGCCUUGAAUGUGGAGACGGCCACGCCCCAGAUUGGCGAGGAAGUCAAGAAGCAGAAGAAGCCGAAGCCCAACAAUAAGAAACUGCGCCAAGAGGCGGCGGCAAAGAAGGCUUCCGGCGAAGGCGGCGACGAAGAGCCGACCACGAACGGAGAUGCCAAACCUGCAACACCGGCCGCACAGCCGGCUAAAAAGAAGGGCGGCAAGGGCAAGAAGAGCGGACAGACAGAUCCGCCCACUAUCCCUAUUGCCAAACUGUAUCCCGAUGGCAACUUCCCCGAGGGUGAGAUUGUGGAGCACCCGACACCCAAGGAUCUUGCGGAUGACCGCACGGCCAAGGAUCGCUUUACGUCGGAGGAGAAACGCGCUCUGGACCGUAUGAACACGGACAUCUACCAGGAGCUGCGACAGGCGGCCGAGGCUCAUCGCCAGACGCGCCAGUACAUGCAGCGCUACAUCAAGCCGGGCAUGACCAUGAUCCAGAUCUGCGAGGAGCUGGAGAACACCGCUCGCCGCCUGAUCGGUGAAAAUGGCCUGGAGGCUGGUCUGGCCUUCCCGACCGGCUGCUCUCUUAACCAUUGUGCCGCCCAUUACACGCCCAAUGCCGGUGACACCACCGUGCUGCAGUACGACGAUGUGUGCAAGAUUGAUUUUGGCACCCACAUCAAAGGCCGGAUCAUUGACUGCGCCUUCACGCUGACCUUCAACAACAAGUACGACAAGUUGUUGCAGGCCGUCAAGGAGGCCACCAAUACCGGCAUCAAAGAGGCUGGUAUCGAUGUGCGUCUAUGCGACAUUGGUGCCGCCAUCCAGGAGGUCAUGGAAUCGUACGAAAUCGAGCUGGACGGAAAGACAUAUCCCAUCAAGGCCAUUCGCAACUUAAACGGACACUCCAUCAGCCCGUACCGCAUUCAUGCUGGAAAAACGGUGCCCAUUGUCAAGGGCGGAGAGUCCACUCGAAUGGAGGAGGACGAGUUCUACGCCAUCGAGACCUUCGGCUCGACGGGUCGUGGUUUGGUUCAUGACGACAUGGACUGCUCUCACUACAUGAAGAACUUUGAGCUGCCGUUCGUGCCACUGCGCCUGCAGUCUUCCAAACAGCUGCUGGGCACCAUUAACAAGAACUUCGGCACCCUGGCCUUCUGCAAGCGUUGGCUGGACCGCGCCGGUGCCACCAAAUACCAGAUGGCUCUUAAGGAUCUGUGCGACAAGGGGAUCGUGGAGGCCUACCCGCCACUGUGCGACAUCAAGGGCUGCUAUACGGCUCAGUACGAACACACCAUUAUGCUGCGACCCACCUGCAAAGAGGUGGUUUCCCGAGGCGACGACUACUAGACGAGGACGUGGAACCAGAUCGAGGUAGUGAUUGCUAUUCGGCGUUGUAUUGCUUGCAUUAUAUACGGUUUUUGAUAUAAGUUCACCCUAUUGUUGAUUUUUUGUGAGCGUACGCGGACCGAAUUAUAUAUAAAGUGUAUUAUGCUCAGAAUAUAAGAAAAGUGAGAUUA